GAUUCAUUUUUUUUUUUCUUUCCGUUUCAGGCGCUGUUCUUCUGGGAAUCUCCGUCCACCAAAGCACCAAAUGCGAGCAAAUAGUUCCGCUUGCAGCCUAUUAAUUUUAGAAAAUGACCGAAAACUCCACCCUAGUCAGUAAGAAGAAACCUAUCCAGAAUGGAACCGGUGCCAAUCACAGUUACGGUGCAACCGACGAGAUAGUCACAGACACAACCCCAAACACAACCAUUGGAGAAGAUCCACCCAACGGUGGACCCCCCGGCCCCACGCCCGAACAUCCCACGCAAAUGGAGAGACGUUCCACCCUGAGGAUAGUGGAGAAGAUCGGCUUCGGCCUGGGACACGUGUACAAUGAUCUCUGCGCAGGAGUUUGGUUCAGCUAUACGCUGCUGUUCAUGCAAGGUGCCCUCGGAAUGCCGGCGGCCGAAGCCGGGGCCUUGGUCAUGCUGGGCCAGGUCGGGGACGCCAUAGCCACCCCAAUAGUGGGCUUCCUCACCGACAAGUAUGGCACCAAGCGUCAGUGGCACAUUGCUGGGACGUUCAUCGUGUUCCUGACGUUUCCGAUGAUCUUCUCGCUCUGUCCGUGGUGCGAAGUGGCCCCGCACUGGUGGGAAAUCAUGUACUUCAUCAUUGUGAUACUGUUGUUCCAGUUCGGGUGGCCAAUCGUGCAGAUCACCCACCUGGCCAUGAUUCCCGAGCUGUCUCGGUCGCAGAAGGACCGGUCGGACCUAACGGCGGUCCGGUAUUCGGUGUCCAUCAUUUCCAACGUGGUGGUUUACAUCGUCACCUGGGCGGUGCUUCGAAGUCGUACGACUGCAGACACCCAGAUAGGCCCCGGCGACGCCUAUCGAUUUCGUGAUAUCUCGUUAAUACUAACCCUGGUGGGGGUUUCCAUGUCCGUCCUGUUCAACUUUUCGCUCACAUUCAGCGGUUACGAGCAUAGGAGGCACACCGCCCUGCAGCAUAAUGUGAUCAAAGCAGAAGGAAAGAAGAAUUCCGAGCGGGACCCGGAAAAACAGUCCCUUCUGGACGGGACGGACGACGGCACGAGGGUGGAAGGCGUGGCCGGCACAUCAACGGCCAAUGGCACCGUACGUGGUGGUGGCGGCGACGAAGACGUAGUGCUGCGACGGCCGAAGAAGAACUUCUUCAAAUCUCCACUGCUGUAUCAGAAUGCGCUACUCUACGUCUUCUCGCGUCUCUUCAUGACGACCUCUCUAGUCUACAUGCCCCUCUGGCUGGACGAACGAUCCUCCCAGCCGGACCCGGUCCAGAACAAUGCCAGCGUGGAGCACCUGGCCACCGUUCCGUUGGUGUCCUUUCUGGCCUCGUUCAUCGCCUCGCUGGUGCUCAAGUACACCAACAAGUACGUCGGCAACAGUUUGAUCUACCUGGUCGGAUCGACCAUUAGCGUCGGGGUGUGCACGUGGAUCGCCCUCAGCACCAGUGCGGCUACCUUCAGCACGUUCGAGCUGUUGGUGAUCGCUUCGCUUUUCGGCGCGGGCAGUUCGAUCACCAUGAUCAGUAGCUUGUGCAUAACGGCGGAUAUGAUCGGCAAGCAUGCCGACCAGGGUGGCUUCAUCUAUUCGGCGGUCACGUUCACCGAUAAGCUUAUCACGGGCAUCGUGGUCGUCAUCAUUGAGUCCAUGAAAUGUACGAACCGGAGCGACUGUCCCGACUACUACCGA
This is a messenger RNA of Aedes albopictus (Asian tiger mosquito), 1691 nucleotides long. Its product is annotated as major facilitator superfamily domain-containing protein 12-like. Gene Ontology annotation, biological process: carbohydrate transport. Gene Ontology annotation, molecular function: symporter activity. Gene Ontology annotation, cellular component: plasma membrane. The record is from RefSeq and is a predicted model, not a curated record. Lineage: Eukaryota; Metazoa; Arthropoda; Insecta; Diptera; Culicidae.